This is a messenger RNA of Mytilinidion resinicola, 1116 nucleotides long. RefSeq lists its product as uncharacterized. The transcript is spliced from 4 exons. The coding region runs from base 1 to 1116 and encodes 371 amino acids. NCBI's taxonomy places the organism in Eukaryota, Fungi, Ascomycota, Dothideomycetes, Mytilinidiales, Mytilinidiaceae. The record is from RefSeq and is a predicted model, not a curated record.
AUGGCAUCAUCGGUUUCGCAGCAGAGGCAGCUGGAUCUGUUACGUCGAGAGUAUCUGCAGUUGGUCGAAAUCGAGCACAUCAGAUGGCCAGAUGGUGCGCUUCUCAAGACUGCUGAUACGCAGGCGUGGAUCUACGAAAAUCUCAUUGAUCGGGACAAGUUGCAGUCAUCGCCGCCGGACCGAUAUCAAGUCCGCUUUCUGAAGAGUCUUGUGAGCAAGAUCGAGUCCGCAAUUGAGGAUCCCGAGGAGGAAGUACGCCAUUACCUCCAUUUUCUUUUUGCAUCCUCAUACCCAGAGAUCUCAGAAGAUCUGAUUUCUCAUCUAGCUACUCUUCUCAGUUCGAAGCAACCAUCAGAAGCUUUUGCAGCUCAACAGCGCGUGUUCGUGACGUACGCGUUCCCGAACAGUCCGGGUAGCAAUGAAGUGCCGGAUGAGCGGACGGUGACAAUCCUUGAAUCUCGCUCGGUUCUUGCUUCUUCUGGAAGCACCGGACUACGAACGUGGGAAUCUGGUCUUCAUUUGGGAAAGUUCCUCAGUACAUCUGGGGGGAUUGGCAUAGUCCGAGGGCAAAACGUCCUUGAACUAGGCGCUGGAACAGGGCUGCUAUCUAUCUUAUGUGCCAAACAUCUGGGAGCGUCCCGGGUGACAGCUACCGAUGGCGACGAAUCCAUCGUCGAUUCGAUGAGAGAUAACGUAUUCAUCAAUGGAGUAGACGCUAGCGCGUCUUCCACAUCUGUGGAGUGCGCGGCUCUGAAAUGGGGCUUCCCUCUUGAUGCCAAAACAUUUGAAGAAGACUACGGACUUGGCAAACUAGACGUUGUUCUAGCCGCAGAUGUCACUUACGACAAAAGACUACAUUUGCCACUGGUCUCCACAUUGAGCGAAUUGUUCGACAUCAGACCGUCUCUCAAGGUGCUCCUUGCCGCAGCUGUACGCAACGAGCAAACGUUCGAGGCCUUUGUCAACGCAUGCAAGCGGAACAAUUUCGGCCUCGCAGACAACGACUUCGACAUGGUGCCAAUCGAGUUGCAGGAUGGGCCCUUCUAUUCAGCAGCGCCGAUUCGGAUCUUGACUAUCACUCGCUCCCAGGAACGGGGAGACCGGUUCAAAUUCUAA